AUGUAUUUCAUUUAUCUACCCCUCUUAUUCUUUAUUUCCAACGUAACUGCUGGCAAUAACCCAAUUAAUGUAUGUAACAAGGCUGUUGAAGUGCCACAACCACCUGGAGGAGUGGGAGUACAACCACAAGCACCACCUCAAAUGCGAACUAUACAGCGCCCAACUGUCGAUCCAAACUUGUGUCUUGAUUUGAACCCACAAGAAAAUUUGGCACGUUUAGCCGAACAAUUAUGUCCUCGCACAUGCGCGACAUGCUGUAAAACAAGAAAGUUCAACUGCAGAAAUGUUGGGCAAUGCGAUAAUGUUACGCAAGAAAUGUGCAAGAUGCCCGCUCUUAGCAAAAUUGCAUUAGAAAUGUGCCCGCAUACAUGCGGUCUCUGCGAUAAGCCUGGUGCUGGCGGUGAAUGUCCAGACACCAUUGAUGGAUGUGAAAACUUGAGGAUAUUUUGUCAUAUUGAUUCGAUUAGAAUUAUGUGCCAGAGAACGUGUUUUUCAAAGGAUUGUCUUCAAAAUCUCACAUCAGCAGUUUCGCAAUCCAGUGGUUGCACUGAUGCACGCGUUAACUGUGCGUUAUAUCGGAAUCUUUGCAAUAUCGGUGAUUAUGGAACUGUGAUGCGAAGGCAAUGUAGGCAAACUUGUGGUCAUUGCUGA
Molecule: messenger RNA, 651 nt
Organism: Dracunculus medinensis (Guinea worm)
Lineage: Eukaryota; Metazoa; Nematoda; Chromadorea; Rhabditida; Dracunculidae
Source: the annotation of a GenBank genome assembly